This is a messenger RNA of Penicillium longicatenatum, 1500 nucleotides long. Its product is annotated as Zn(2+) transporter ZRT3. Bases 1 to 1500 code for a protein of 499 amino acids. Gene Ontology annotation, molecular function: zinc ion transmembrane transporter activity. The transcript is spliced from 3 exons. Gene Ontology annotation, biological process: zinc ion transmembrane transport. Gene Ontology annotation, cellular component: membrane. Lineage: Eukaryota; Fungi; Ascomycota; Eurotiomycetes; Eurotiales; Aspergillaceae. The record is from RefSeq and is a predicted model, not a curated record.
AUGGCUGCCAGCAACGACCUCCGGGGCUGGGUAAUGAGCGGUGUCUCCGGCGUGGCUUGUGUCCUCGGAGCCGCCGUCAUCUGCGCCGAUCUGGUCGUGCGGCGGGUCACCAAUGACAAGACCUUUCAGAUCGCCAACAGCAAUAAUUUCCUGUCGGCCUCACUAUGUCUGAGUGCUGGUGUGAUGCUCUUCACCUCGCUCUAUAGCAUGCUCCCCACCUCAAAGGAAUACCUCACGCGCGCCAGCUUCUCCCCCUCCGCAUCCGCAUAUAUCUUGAUCAGCCUGUUUCUAGCCGGUGCUAUUGUGAUUAGAGUUGUAUCCGGCUUUGCCCACCGCUUCAUCCCAUCUCAUGUGGUCGAUUGCGCCCAUACUCAUGCUCCGGAACAAGACCCCGAGCGUGGCGAGGGUCAACUGGGUGCACGCAGUGAGCAUGGCCAGGCCAACGGUCAAGGUCACACAGAGAGGACUCCUCUUCUGCGACCGAAGCAACCCCAGACUUUCAAGUCCACCCCUGCCGUUAUACAACGGACGGAUCCUUCAGCGAGAGCUCUCAAGCGGGAAUCAUUACGCGCGAUCCUUUCACGGCGGGUCAGCUCCCUGAUGGGUGGUGUCAAGGAUAUCGGUGAUGAGGGUGGACCGUGCUAUGGUAUUUCCCAGACAUGUGGUCAGGAAUGUAUCAAGGUGCUUCCCAAAGCUAGUCUGCCACCCACAGAUGAGUCCGUGGAACUGGGUUCGGAACGAGAUCCUGCCGUGGAUAUGGCCAUUGACUCUAUUCGGACCGCGUCUGAUACGGGGUACUAUGACGCUAUUUCUACCCAGCAUCUCGUCGGCCAUGCAGGAGUUAGUGCUGCGGACUCUUCGGCCUCAUCCCCGGCGCAUCUCCACCAGGAUGACUCUAGUCAUCAGCAUUCCAAAAAUGUUUCUCAGCCUGAUCAUGACCAUGAUAAUGCCCGUGAAGACAUCGAUGACGCUUCUAAACCUGCCGAGGAUGGUGUACAUCACCACCACGUUCCACAAAAUGCCUUUCUCUCCAUUGGUCUUCAAACCUCAUUGGCCAUCGCCUUGCAUAAACUUCCAGAAGGUUUUAUCACAUAUGCGACCAAUCAUGCUAGUCCAACCCUUGGACUGACUGUAUUCCUCGCCUUAUUCAUCCAUAACAUCGUGGAAGGCUUUGCCAUGGCAUUGCCUCUAUACCUAGCCCUUGGCUCCCGUUGGAAAGCCAUGUUCUGGUCCAGUAUUCUCGGUGGAAUCAGCCAACCGGCCGGCGCUGGCCUCGCCGCUCUGUGGAUUUGGACCUCGGGGCACACUGGCCAUGAGAAAACGGGGCCAUCCUGGGGUGUGUAUGGAGGUAUGUUCGCCGUCACGGCCGGCGUGAUGACCUACGUCGCGUUGUCGCUGUUCAGUGAAGGCCUGGGAUUGACUCACCACCGAAAUAUGGGCAUUGGGUUUGCAGUUCUUGGCAUGGGAAUAAUGGGUGUGAGCUUUGCCUUGACGGCUUGA